This is a messenger RNA of Solenopsis invicta (red fire ant), 4132 nucleotides long. It is a transcript of the gene Tpst, whose product is annotated as protein-tyrosine sulfotransferase. Gene Ontology annotation, molecular function: protein-tyrosine sulfotransferase activity. The record is from RefSeq and is a predicted model, not a curated record. NCBI's taxonomy places the organism in Eukaryota, Metazoa, Arthropoda, Insecta, Hymenoptera, Formicidae. Bases 636 to 1781 code for a protein of 381 amino acids. Gene Ontology annotation, cellular component: Golgi apparatus. Gene Ontology annotation, biological process: peptidyl-tyrosine sulfation. The transcript has 10 exons.
AGCAGCUGACCGAUGGGAGCGUUCGGAGCAUUCGGAGCAUUCGGAGUGAUUUCUACUGCACUCGCUUUCGCAGUCCUCGCGCUCGUGCGUGUCCGCGUAAGCUCGUGCGUUUCUCGUUUACUCGUUGUCGAUCGGCCCCACGUCGAUCGACGCGCGUCGCGUGUGAUCCGACCGAAAGAGUAAAAGCCGGCGGACGCAACGUACGCAGGGAAAUCCUCCGCGAGGACGCCGUAUCUUCUACGUCGAUUGCGAAACUGGUGAAAGGCGCGCGACACGCGGCUCAACGAAGACAACGGCGGCGGCGGCGGCGACGCUGACGCUGACGGACGGGUCACGGUUGGAAUUGUCACGGUCAACGGAACGCCGGGUGACUAUUAAAGCCUCGUUGAUCAUCCAUGGUGAGGCGUAUCCUGUCCUAAGAUUAAACGACCCCUGUGGAAUCCGUGCAUCCGACGGUGGAGCCCGAGGGUUACGCCGACGACGGGAUUGCCGUUGUUUGCCGUUGUCUCGCGAUAACCAACUAUUCCGGGACCAAUCCAAGACCGGCGGUCAAAUUGAGCGAAGUGGGAUACAAUGAGGUAGUAGACUGUCCACGGAGCACCUGGUGAGAGGCGGUUUUCAGCGCGACGGGUGAUAUGUUGCUGUCGAGCCGCGGCGGCCGAAAGGGGCCCAUCGCCUGCUUGGUGGGCCUCCUUCUCAUCUUCGCUCUUUAUCAGCUGGGCAUUAUUUGCGGCUCCACCAGGUACAUGCCCGCGGCCGUGAUGGUCAGCAAGGAGAAAUACGUGAUCGGGCCGUUUGAUCGCAAGACGUACACGUACGACCGUUACAUGCCGCUCAUUUUCAUCGGCGGUGUACCACGAUCAGGUACAACCCUAAUGCGUGCCAUGCUGGAUGCACAUCCUGACGUGAGGUGCGGGCAAGAGACGAGAGUUAUACCACGGAUUCUCCAGAUGAAGAUGCACUGGUCCAAGUCCGAGAAGGAAAACGUACGGCUUACCGAGGCGGGGAUCUCGAAAGAGGUGAUAGACAGCGCGAUAGCGGCGUUCUGCUUGGAAAUAAUAGCGCGACACGCCGAGCCUGCGCCGAGAUUGUGCAACAAGGAUCCACUCACCCUGAAGAUGGGCUCGUACAUCCUUGAGCUCUUCCCGAACGCAAAAUUUAUAUUCAUGGUGCGCGACGGACGCGCGACGGUGCAUUCCAUCAUAUCCAGGAAGGUCACUAUAACGGGAUUCGACUUAUCGUCCUACCGACAAUCUCUCAUCAGGUGGAAUCACGCAAUUUCCGUAAUGUACGGCCAGUGCAAGGAAUUAGGACCCGAGAGAUGUCUGAUGGUCCCUUACGAGCAGCUGGUGCUGCAUCCGCGCCAAUGGAUGAAGAAGAUAUUAAACUAUCUGGACGUGCCGUGGAACGAGUCCGUCAUGCAUCACGAGGAAUUCAUUAACAAACCUGGUGGAGUGCCUCUGAGCAAGGUUGAGAGGUCGUCGGACCAAAUCAUAAAGCCUGUGAAUCUGGCGGCGCUGACCAAGUGGGUCGGCAACAUUCCCGAGGACGUGGUGAGGGAAAUGGCGGACAUCGCGCCGAUGCUCUCCGUGCUCGGUUACGAUCCUUACGCGAAUCCACCCGUGUACGGCGCACCGGACAGUUUAGUUAGCGACAACACCAGACGGGUACUGGCCGGUGAAAAACUUUGGGAGGAGAAGGCGCGGGCGUACCAUCUAUCGCACAGGCCGAUCGAGAACAGCAACGAGGAAGCUGCUUCCAGUACGGCCCCAGUCGCGUGACCCCGCGUGAUUCUCGUAGGCGCGAGCGACACGUAACCGACUACACCCCAAGUCCCAUCGAUUUAGGAUUCUUGUGUACGCGGAGUACUAUCCCCUUGUACUUUCAAAGUAAACUCGGUCUUACGCGACGGCACGAGUCGCGUCGUGAAUUAAUUGCCCUUGUCAUAUUUUCUCAGUCUCCUCCGUUAAUCGCAUCCCGACGACGAUAGAUUAAUCGAUCAUUCCACGCGACGCUUAUUUAUUCGUAUCAGGAUCGCGCUUCACGAAGCCAGACGACGUAAUAUACUAGGCCGUGACUAGAAAAUAGGAUACCCCAGAAAUAAGCGGCCAAACUUGGAGAGACGUGUUCUGUCCCGGUAUUAUUUGACAGUUCGCGAGGCAUCGAUGUCAGGCGAUCCUUCGAAACGAAAAGAACAAGGGUCAUUCCAAGAUUAAACUUGUAUAAACUUUGUCGGCGUUCUCGCAAUAUUCUACCGCAAACGAAAACUGUGAGAGCAAAGUAUCUAUGUAUAACUUAGCGGGAGAGAAACAGCGUUUCUGGACGUGUAACCGUUUAUUACUUUCUCAACAGUUUCACUUGUCGCGAGUAAAAUAAAUUCCCAAUGUUUGAUCGUUUAUUUCUGAAAUACGACCUGUAUAUUAUCGCGAUAACUACAUAAUAGUCAUAGUAAUAUUUUUAAUAGUAAAAAUAUCUAUUUAAAAGGUUUGGUGCAAGAACGAAAUGAAUUUAUAAUUUGUAAGGUUUCCAUUUUGUACAUUUUAUAUUUACUAUGUAUUCACAAAUCGCUAAAAAAUAAUUGUUAAAUUAAUCUUUCUAUUUCCUUUUUAUAACGCUAUUUACAAAUUUAUUAGAUUUAAAAGUGAAAAGGAAGAAAAAUUUGAAAAAGAACUUUUUAUUAAUUGCAUUGCGAUUGAAUAACAUUCUUUUUAUCCGUAGACAUUGUCUAGCAUUACAAAUGUCGUAAUGUUACGAGGUAGAUCUCUAAUUGACGAUACUAUCAUUGUUUACUGUCUAUGGUCAUUGAGAACAAUAAGCGCGAGAUGCGUCGCGCUAGAGAUAAAACAACUUCGAACGUUAUGUAUUAUAUUAUUAUAUAUGGAGGAUCGGACCCUACGAUACAGGUUUUCAUUUCAGCAAGUUGAAUUCUAUAGGCGAUGUGCUAUAGAAAACUGCGAAGAAUAAACCUAUUCCAAUUGUCGCGUUUUUACGUCAAUUGUUGUAUCAUGUAGAUAAAUAUGAGAAUUUAUUUACGUUCGUAGAAAGCUAAGUUUCGCGAAAUUGGGUCCGGCCUUCUUUUUAUUAAAUGACAUCGACCAAUAACGGCCAGUGAUUUUAAAGAGAAGCGUUUAGAGUAUUUAGCGAGAGAGAAGUACUUUAGAUGUGCGAUGGAUGGGGAGUGAAAACUUGCCUCUUUUCUUUCCCCUUAUGAAUAAAAUAUCCGAUUGGUCGGUCUAGGAGGAUAUAAUCCAGUGCGAGAUUGUAGAACCAUAUAUCGUUAAAUACGAUUGUCCGAUACACGGAUCAAAAUUAUGCAAAAGCGAGUUAACCUGCCUGCCAAAGUAAUAAUUUUGAAUAAAUUAAGUAUAAACCCUGAGAUUCGUGUCGCUGACACAGCAGCGUACGCCAAGUACACACAUUUAUUCUUUUUUCUUCAAUGUUUCGGGUGAACUCAUUCAUGCAUAACAUUGUCCAAUUAAUGUAUACGUGUAUACAAAGUUCGCGUACUGGCGUUUUUAUCCUCCAUACCACCGUAUCUCGUUCUCACACCAUUUAUCGUAACGAAUUCGCGUGGAAUUAAAUGAAAUUUUUCAUGUUCGCCAUAUUUUGUAGAUAGCAUAGUGCAUCCGUGGCGUUUUUAAGUAGACCACUUUCGGUCGAUAUCUAUUUAAAAAAAUAAUAACUAUAUAUUUCUGAUAUAUAAUAAUAUUAGAAGUUAAUAUUGGGUUGUGGUACCAAAGCUUUGUCAUCGAAAGAAAUUAAAACUUUAUGGUUUCAAAGCUUUCUUCCUCUUAAUCGCGAAACGUUUUACAUAAAAAUGUUUAUCCUGAAGUUUUCUCUUUUAAACAAUUCAAAUAUUUUUUGAUCCUCGAUUAGAACAAAGUUUAAUGGAGAGACGACGAAGCCUUCGAAACAAUCUGAUGUUUAUGUAAGUGUAAAUAAUAUCCGUGAACUCGACCAUAAUUUGGUUGCGGUACAUUUUUGUUAUUCAUGGAUUCUAACAGUAUAUAUUAUCAUCUUAGAGAAGAAACAACACCGCCGUUACGACUGCAAACGGCAGCCGACGUGUCGAAAGGGGCAUGCUUGUCGAAAUCUAUCUGUCGAAUUGUGCAAUUAAAUUAUUUUAAUAUUA